AUGGCUCCAAAAUUUCUUGCCUUUAUUAUCCUCUCUCUCAAUCUUCUUUUCUUCACAAUGGUGAGCUCCUCCUUUGUGCCUGUAGUGCCAUCCAUUGAGGCUAAUAGCUGUCCUACAGAUGUCCUCAAGUUAGGUAUAUGUGUCGAUGUGUUGAAUCUGGUGAAUAUUAACAUUGGAUCACCAUCAUCACUAACACUUCCAUGUUGCAGCCUCAUUAAUGGUUUGGUUGAUCUUGAAGUUUCUUCUUGCCUUUGCACUGCCCUCAAAGCUAAUGUUCUUGGCAUCAAUCUCAACAUUCCAAUUGCUUUCAGUUUGAUUCUCAACAACUGUGGAAUCGACAAAGACAGCGACUUCCAAUGCCUUUAA
Prosopis cineraria is the source of this 366-nucleotide messenger RNA. Its product is annotated as 14 kDa proline-rich protein DC2.15-like. Lineage: Eukaryota; Viridiplantae; Streptophyta; Magnoliopsida; Fabales; Fabaceae. The transcript has a single exon. The record is from RefSeq and is a predicted model, not a curated record. The coding region runs from base 1 to 366 and encodes 121 amino acids.